This is a messenger RNA of Diaporthe amygdali, 3051 nucleotides long. RefSeq lists its product as uncharacterized. Gene Ontology annotation, cellular component: MCM complex; nucleus. Gene Ontology annotation, molecular function: single-stranded DNA helicase activity; single-stranded DNA binding; ATP binding. Gene Ontology annotation, biological process: mitotic DNA replication initiation; DNA strand elongation involved in DNA replication; double-strand break repair via break-induced replication. The record is from RefSeq and is a predicted model, not a curated record. The transcript has 3 exons. Lineage: Eukaryota; Fungi; Ascomycota; Sordariomycetes; Diaporthales; Diaporthaceae. Bases 1 to 3051 code for a protein of 1016 amino acids.
AUGUCGUCUCCAGCAAGGCGAUCAACUCGCAGCUCGCAGGCGGGGACUCCUGCCCGCAACACGCGGAGCUCACAGGCUCGCAGCAGCCCGGCAGCCGCUUACUCUGAUGCUGCGCCUGCUGACGAGGCCGAGACUCCUCGCCGGACGCGCGCAUCACAACUUGCGUCCAGCCCAAUGUUCUACGAGUCCUCUCCCGCCAAUGCAGCGCCGUCCUCACCUCUGCGACAAAUGAGCAAUUCUCAGACCACCGACAAUGGUCCUGCACCGAGCUCUCCAUUACGCCAGCAGACUGAGUCUCAGACAGUCAAUGAUGGCGAGCGCACCCCACGAGCCAGCGGCAUGCGCAUUGGUGACUCUUCGCCCGUUCGCUACGAUCCUAGUUCAAGUCCUGGCCAUCCCCAAACAGACUUCCGAAGUGAGAGCAGUGGUCUCUUCGUCGACUCUGCCAGAAGAGGUCCUCGAUCAAGACGUGGCGAUAUUCACUCUGAGUACUCCAGCAGAACGCCCGUACCUCCCCGUCGCAUCGUUCUCGGCUCCGAUGGCCGCGUUGUGCAAGAUGCACCAGUCUCAGACGCUGCUACCUUCUCCAACAACAACCCAGGCACAUCAGACGCAGACGCUCUUGGUGGCCAGAGCCAGAGCCUCGUCUGGGGAACUACGAUCGCCAUCGAUGACACUUUCAACGCCUUCAAGAACUUCCUUAGGAACUACAAAAUCAAGUAUCGUCUCAUCAAGGAGAACCAGCCCGAUGAGGUUGUCAACGCCCCAGAAAAUCAAGCCAGAUGCUACUGGGAGGCAUUGGAGACGAUGUUGGCCCUUGGGACGAGCAAGCUGUACUUGAAUGUUCACGAUCUCAAAGCUUAUCCUGAGACCGAGAAGUUGUGGUAUCAACUCCAGGCCUACCCACAAGAGUUGGUUCCCAUCAUGGAUCAGUCAGUUCACGACAUGAUGAUUGAGCUUGCCCGCAUAGAGAUGGCCAGGCAGAGGAGUCAGAAUACUUCUGCACCCCAGGCGUCGCAGAGCUCCGAGCCCGCUAUUCCCAGCUCGGACCGUCCUGAGGAUGCCCCGACACCUCGUCCCACAGCUCAGAGGGAGGCAACUCUUGAGGACCAGGUCGCCGAGACUAUUUAUAUGGUGCGCCCAUAUGGUUUGGAUAAGACCACCAACCUUCGAGAUCUGAACCCUUCAGAUAUGGACAGAAUGAUCCAGAUCAAGGGCCUCGUCAUUAGGACAACCCCCGUCAUUCCAGACAUGAAGGAUGCAUUCUUCAAGUGCAGCGUCUGCAACCAUGGCCUGCUCGUUACGCUCGACCGCGGCAAGAUACGAGAGCCUACUGAGUGCCCCCGACAACGCUGCGGCUCUAAGAAUUCUAUGCAAAUUGUCCACAACCGCUGCAACUUUGCAGACAAGCAAGUCAUCAAAUUGCAAGAGACUCCGGAUGCGGUGCCGGCAGGCCAGACCCCACACUCUGUGUCUGUAUGCGUAUACGAUGAUCUUGUGGAUUUCUGCAAAGCUGGUGACCGGGUACAAAUCACCGGUAUUUUCAGGGUCAGCCCUGUUCGCAUCAACCCGCGACAGAGGGCUAUCAAGAGCAUUUACAAGACCUAUGUCGACGUCUUGCACGUUCAAAAGGUCGAUCGCAAGCGGAUGGGAGCUGAUACAACGACUCUUGAGCUGGAUGAUGAUGAAGAACUCCAAACUGAUAACCCUUCCGGAAUGGAGGAGGCGCGCAAGGUGACCCCAGAGGAAGAAGAGAAGAUCAGAGAGACUGCCGCUCGUGAUGACAUCUAUGACCUGCUGGCGCGGUCUCUUGCACCUUCAGUCUACGAAAUGGAUGAUGUGAAGAAGGGAAUCCUACUACAGCUAUUCGGCGGCACCAACAAGAGCUUCGAAAAGGGCGGCAGUCCAAAGUACCGUGGCGACAUCAACGUCCUGCUCUGUGGUGAUCCAUCUACUUCCAAGUCUCAGAUCCUGUCGUACGUCCACCGCAUUGCACCUCGUGGUGUAUACACCAGCGGAAAGGGCUCAUCUGCCGUUGGUCUCACCGCAUAUAUCACGCGCGAUCCCGAGACGCGAUCCCUAGUGCUCGAGUCGGGUGCCCUCGUCUUGUCAGAUGGCGGUGUCUGCUGCAUUGACGAGUUCGACAAGAUGUCUGAGUCUACCCGUUCCGUGCUGCACGAAGUCAUGGAGCAGCAAACAGUGUCUGUUGCCAAGGCCGGUAUUAUUACCACUCUGAAUGCCCGGACGAGCAUUCUGGCAUCAGCCAACCCGAUCGGUAGUCGAUACAACCCUGACUUGCCUGUGCCGCAAAAUAUUGAUCUUCCUCCAACGUUAUUGUCUCGUUUCGAUCUGGUGUACUUGAUCCUGGAUCGGGUGGAUGAGAAGAACGACAGACGUCUGGCAAAACACUUGAUGUCUAUGUACCUUGAGGACACGCCUCACUCUGCUCAGUCCAAGAACGAUAUUCUGCCUGUCGAAUUCCUCACCUCGUACAUCUCCUAUGCUCGGGCCAACGUUCAGCCUACCAUCACGCAGGCCGCGGGUGAAGAGCUCGUUGAGGCUUAUAUCGAGAUGCGGAAGCUUGGUCAAGAUGUACGCGCCGCUGAGAAGCGCAUCACUGCAACCACUCGGCAGCUGGAGUCCAUGAUCCGGCUGGCGGAGGCGCACGCAAAAAUGCGACUGUCGACCGAAGUCACCCGCGAGGAUGUCCAAGAGGCCAACCGGCUUAUCAAAUCUGCCCUAAAGACAGCGGCGACUGAUAGCCAAGGCCGUAUCGAUAUGUCUCUUCUGACCGAAGGUACCAGUUCUGCGGACCGUCAAAGGAAGGAGGACAUGAAGAACGCAGUGCUGCAGCUGCUGGACGAGAUGACGGCCGGUGGCCAGACUGUGAAGUAUGCUGAAGUCAGCAGAAAGCUGGGCGAAAAUGCCGGCGUGCCUGUUGAGGCGAGCGAUUUCGCGGAAUGUGUGCGUGCUUUAGAGAUGGAUGGCUCAAUAACGGUAUCUGGCGAUGGUGCGAGGAAGAGCAUUAGGAGAGUUACAGCUGUUGUAUAA